CAAAUGACAUGAAUUGAACUUUUCGCUUCUAUACUUAUAAAUGAGGCGAAACUGUAGGCAGCUACACUAGGUGAAAUAUUAUAUAAUAGAUCUAAUGCAUAUGAUAUGACCACAUUCUGACUUAUUAUGAUGAGGAAUAAGAAAAAAUAGCUGCUAUACAGAGGGAUCAUGCUUGGAAAUCUAGUCGUCUUUAGUCUGUUUAUUGUGUGUCUAAUCUGUAGAAUAACUCCUGUAAACUUUUAAAUUAAAUGUAUAAUCUUAGUUCUAUUUGCAUUGACUCCACAAAGCCAAAAUGACUUCAUCGUAUAACGAUGAGACCAGGAGUGAUAUAUCAGAAUCUCUGGAAGUCUGUGAAUUCCAGGUACAAUAUGGAGAUCCGGGUGGUUACUACAAAUCCAAAAGCCUGCCCGUUCUUAACGGAGACUGUCCUAACGUUAAUGAGUCCUUGGAACCAAGGCUGGUCAGUACGACGGAGACUUUAGUAAAUACCAACCAGUGCUUAGCGUUCAACGAGCUGCGACAGAAAGGAGACUGGAGUGAACUGGAAUCACCCACCAAGACAGAUUUCUCCCCUUCCAUGUCCAGUAUGGUGGGUCUUAGUAGCUCCAUGAGAACUGAAGCCAACCGAGCAGGUGGCAAAAAAAUAGGCUUUUCAUUGGCAAGAUUCAUCCGCUUUCCUGCAAGAAAGUACAUGAGGGUGGUUCUUUCAGACUCUAGGUGUUUUCUGUUCUGUAUGUGUUACCUGACGUUUAUCCAGUCGUUGAUGGUCUCUGGCUACCUUAGUAGUGUCAUCACCACUAUAGAGAAGAGAUACAGCCUUAGAAGUUCAGAAUCGGGACUGUUGGUUAGCUGCUUUGACAUUGGAAGUCUUUUGGUGGUGGUCUUCAUCAGUUAUUUCGGGGGUCGAGGGCAGAGGCCACGCUGGUUGGCGGUAGGAGGGGUGUUCAUCGCAGUGGGAGCAGCUCUGUUCUCCCUUCCACAUUUCAUCUCUCCACCCUAUCAAAUCCAAGAGGUCAAUUCGUCCACGGGGAACGAGGGCCUGUGCUCGAACGGGAAUGGGAGCAGAAAGGAUGCUCUGGAUGUGUCGUCCUGUCCAAGGGACCAAGAGGGCAACGAUCACUCCAUAUAUGUUGCCCUGUUCAUCUGCGCCCAGGUCCUGGUGGGCAUGGGUUCCACUCCUAUCUACACGCUGGGACCAACGUACCUGGAUGAUAACGUGAAGAAGGAGAACGCUUCCCUCUACCUUGCUAUAAUGUAUGUAAUGGGGGCUCUGGGGCCAGCUGCAGGGUACCUGCUUGGAGGCGUUCUGAUCGGCUUCUACGUGGAUCCCAAAACCAUCAUCAACAUUGAGCAAAGUGAUCCACGCUUUAUUGGCAACUGGUGGAGUGGUUUCCUGCUCUGUGCUUUCGCCAUGCUGUUGGUCAUCUUCCCCAUGUUCACUUUCCCCAAAAAACUUCCCCCUCGACACAAGAAAAAGAAGAAAAAGAAUGGGGCGGACAGCAACUCCAAUGAUGAUGAUGUCCUGAAAGAGAAAUCCAACAGCAAAGGCCAGACUGUGGCGUCCUCCAUUGGCUUUGGGAAGGACAUCAGAGACAUCCCCAAGGCUGCCAUAAGGAUCCUCAGCAACAUGACGUUCCUGUUCGUGAGUCUGUCGUACACAGCUGAGAGCGCCAUCGUCACUGCCUUCAUCACCUUCAUCCCCAAGUUCAUCGAGUCUCAGUUUGGAAUCCCUGCCUCCAGCGCCAGCAUAUACACAGGGGUCAUUAUCGUGCCCAGUGCAGGGGUUGGCAUUGUACUGGGUGGCUACAUCAUAAAGAAACUCAAGCUUGGAGCUCGUGAGUCCGCCAAGCUGGCCAUGAUCUGCAGCGGGGUGUCUCUUCUGUGCUUCUCCACACUCUUCAUCGUGGGCUGUGAGAGCAUAAACCUGGGUGGGAUCAAUAUCCCUUAUACCACAGGGCCGACACUCACUCUGACCCACAGAAACCUGACGGGAGGCUGUAAUGUGAAUUGUGGCUGUCGGAUCAACGAGUACGCUCCUGUUUGUGGCUCAGAUGGCAUCACAUAUUUCAACCCCUGCCUGGCGGGAUGCAGCACUGUUGGCAAUGGCAGCACCGGGAUCAGAAACUACACAGACUGUGCAUGCGUGCAGAGCAGGCAGGUCAUCACACCACCCACCAGCGGCCAAGGCAACCAGCUGCAACUGGUCAUAGUGAAGACCUACCUGAACGAGAAUGGAUUUGCUGUGUCAGGGAAGUGUGAUCGCACCUGCAACACACUCAUCCCCUUCCUCAUCUUCCUCUUCAUCGUUACACUCAUCACAGCUUGCGCACAGCCCUCCGCCAUUAUUGUCACUCUCAGGUCAGUAGAAGAGCAAGAACGACCGUUUGCUUUAGGAAUGCAGUUUGUGUUGCUAAGAACUCUGGCCUACAUUCCCACACCAAUCUACUUUGGUGCGGUGAUUGACACCACCUGCAUGCUCUGGCAGCAGGACUGCGGUGUUCACGGCUCUUGCUGGGAGUAUGAUGUCACUUCCUUCCGCUUCGUGUACUUUGGCCUGGCCGCCAGCCUCAAGUUUGUGGGCUUUGUGUUCAUAUUCCUCACCUGGUACUCAAUUAAAUACGAAGAGGAUCGUCUGGAGCGCUGGCAGCGGCAUCUGCCUCCUCUGGGCACCGUCAGCGAGCUCAUCUGUCACGUGGGAGGUCACAAGAGCCACGCUCGUACCUGCUCCUGCCCCGUUUUCACACCCCGUCCCGAGCCCCCUGACCAGCCCCCGCUCAACCGCGGACACUGCAGCCAGAGCUGCCCCGGAAAUGCCCUCAAAGCAAUAACCCCACCUGCCCGCUCGCUGCAGGAAAUGCACAUUUAAGGAACGUGCGCCCUGACAUCUGCCUCCACGUGCCUUCCU
This is a messenger RNA of Sinocyclocheilus rhinocerous, 2905 nucleotides long. Its product is annotated as solute carrier organic anion transporter family member 5A1-like. The record is from RefSeq and is a predicted model, not a curated record. Gene Ontology annotation, molecular function: protein binding. Gene Ontology annotation, cellular component: basolateral plasma membrane. Lineage: Eukaryota; Metazoa; Chordata; Actinopteri; Cypriniformes; Cyprinidae. The coding region runs from base 293 to 2866 and encodes 857 amino acids. The transcript is spliced from 10 exons. Gene Ontology annotation, biological process: transmembrane transport; sodium-independent organic anion transport.